Messenger RNA from Penicillium alfredii, 2352 nucleotides. RefSeq lists its product as uncharacterized. Lineage: Eukaryota; Fungi; Ascomycota; Eurotiomycetes; Eurotiales; Aspergillaceae. The record is from RefSeq and is a predicted model, not a curated record. Bases 1 to 2352 code for a protein of 783 amino acids. The transcript has a single exon.
AUGGCUCCCAUCUCGAGCUUCGCGCCGUUUAUGGCGACGGAGAUGACUCUGAACGGCAAACGAGCUAUUCAACUGGUAACGCAGGAUUUCGAAAAUAAGCCCAAGAUUAUCAACCUCAUCGUCCAGCAGGAGCUUGCUGGAUUUACACGAUUUCCCGCGGCAUACGAGUACGUCGACACGCCGAUGGAAGCCAUCUUCGAUUUGCACAGUCCGAGGCAAACCUUACUGCGCAUAGUCGCCGCACCGGGGGUGUCUAUUCACCUGGAAAACUGGCCAAAAAUGUCGACAGACGCAUUGCUUGAAAUUCACCGAAUCCAGGAUCCAGAUGUGUUGCCGCCGCAAGCAACCACGAUUCUAUCCGACUACUAUACGCCGCCUCCAGAGCUCAACCCGCCCCCAUUUCACCUUCCGCCAGGUGUACAGGCAGGCUCGGCUCAGUAUCCCAUGGACUACUUUGUGAUGGAACAAAAGUCAUCAGGAUUGCUCGUGAUAUCGCACCCUUAUAGUACAUUUAGUCUUUCUUUGGACUACCCCAGCCUUUCAACCUCUCUCACGGAUGCGCAAGACGCAAAAGCGAGGUUUUGUUAUCAGGUUAUCCCAGUACCAGGGCAGACCUGGUUGCAAGAGCUGACUGGCAAUGCACGACCGCCCACAUUCACAAUAGUGAAGACAUCCAACAUCAAAGCCAUACUCUCAGGCGGUCCGCCACAAAUCACGGCUUUUCAGUCCGCGUACAAGCUCUCACAAUACACUAUCCCUUAUCAGAUCUAUGAAGCCCCGGAUAUCUUUUCCGUUCCUCCACAGGGGGCAGAUCUUGUUCCUUUUGAGCAGUCCAGCUGGAAAGAUGUGACCACGAAGACAAACUUCAAGACAAACGUCGUUCCAAAUAUUAUUGAUGAUCAGACCUAUGCAAUGUUCCGGACAAACGUCGUUCCAAAUAUUACUGCUGAUCAGACCUAUGCAAUGUUCCGGGGGAUGCUAUCGUUUAUCCCGUAUGUACCGGAGGUUCUCGACAUAGCGGAAUUCGCACUGGCCUCUGCGACAGGCAAGGACUUUUUGGGCCGACGUGUCACGCAAGAAGGGAUGGCUUUACUGGGGUUGAACGUUAUUCUCGAUUUUCUCCCCAUGUCGCUCCUGGCGGUUCUUAAGGUAUUUAAGCGCAAAGUCACGGUGAUACUCAAACUGAGAAAAAUUGUGAAAGCGGCAAACGUCACGGUAGAGGAGCGGGUAAUCCUCAAAGAAGCAGAAAAGUUAAUCCGAAGAGGAGGGAAAGCGACAAAGGAGCAGUUGGAAGCCUUAUCGAACAUCUUCAAGCGCAUGCCAAAUGAGUAUCCGCCGAUUGAACUGCUACUCAACGCAAACGAGAGCGGCUUCUUGCGUGCGGACCUGCAGGAAGGAUACCAGGCUUACAAGGCGAGAAAGUUGAAGGCGAAAGAGGAACCCUUGUCUCCCGAGAAAUGGGCAAAGUCCAACACGACCGGCCAGUAUAGUGAGACCCUUGAAGCAUUGCUCGGAAAAGACUUUCGCAAGACGGCGGCAGUUCGGGCGGCGUCAACUUCCAGUGAGCGAAUGUUCAAUAUCCUGGAAAUAAUGAAGCCGAUGGGAUAUACAGAGGAACAGAUUGCGGCAGACCUCAACUUUGUUCUGGCCCAGAAAACCAAGUUGGCAAAGAGGCUAAAACCUCUACUAGCCGAGCUCGAAUCCACAGACGAAGUCGUUGCCUUCAUGGCGAGGAAUCAAGUGUCGACGGGACGAUUGAACAAUAUCAAAGGAGUAAUUGGCGAAAUAUUCGCGCUUCCGAUGCUGCAAAAGAUUCUCCGCGAGGAUCAUCCGAACUCGUUGCUCUUCACCGAAGUUCAGAUGAAGAGGGCAGGCACUAACGAGGCGAAGCAAUUUGCGGAUAAUAUCAUCGCUAACUGGAAGGGCAAUGAUAUUGGACUUCGAGUCGUUUCCGAGGUAAAGGCCGGGAAAAGGGGUGGUGCCGAAGCCACAUUGCAGAUGUUUGAAUGGGUUGAAAACCGACUGACAGACGGCGACCAGCUGAUUAUUCCCACUGGUUCAAAGUACUACAAUGCACACGGCGUCGAGUUUACGCUCGCCAAAGACAUUCGUGCCAAUUAUGGGCUCCGACCAAGCGCCGAUGAAGCCAAGGCAGGGGUCGGGAUGGUGUCUGGGCUUGCAGGAGCCGAGAGGAUCAUCAUCGCGGCAAAAGGCACAUCCCAGCUAGGCUUGAAGUCUGCAGACCAAGUCGCGGUUAUGGGUAAGCGGCUGGAUUUACCACUGACCGCUUCGCAGAUCGAAUAUCUCAGCGGUCAGCUUAUAAGGGAGCUCGGCAUGUUGAAGAAAUACUAA